This is a messenger RNA of Durio zibethinus, 1642 nucleotides long. RefSeq names its product dehydration-responsive element-binding protein 2F-like. Gene Ontology annotation, biological process: response to stress; positive regulation of DNA-templated transcription. The record is from RefSeq and is a predicted model, not a curated record. Gene Ontology annotation, molecular function: transcription cis-regulatory region binding; DNA-binding transcription factor activity. Lineage: Eukaryota; Viridiplantae; Streptophyta; Magnoliopsida; Malvales; Malvaceae. Gene Ontology annotation, cellular component: nucleus.
CCCACUUCUCUUCACUCCCAUAGUUCCAGCUUCACUCACUCUCCUCACUCCCCACUCAGCUACCUCUUUUCUCUUAGUGAAACUCCCAUGGAAAGUUACAGAAGAUCGCCAUUGAAGCCAUGGAAGAAAGGUCCAACUCGAGGCAAAGGCGGCCCCCAGAAUGCUUCUUGUCAAUACCGUGGAGUCAGGCAGAGAACAUGGGGCAAAUGGGUGGCUGAAAUAAGAGAACCCAAGAAGAGAACAAGACUCUGGUUGGGUUCUUUUGCCACGGCGGAAGAAGCUGCCAUGGCGUAUGAUGAGGCUGCGAGGAGAUUGUAUGGGCCGGAUGCUUAUCUUAAUCUUCCACACCUUCAACCAAUCUCCAAUUCUCCAAACAAACUGCAGAAGUUCAAAUGGAUUCCUUCCAAGAACUUCAUCUCUAUGUUUCCUUCUUGUGGUUUGCUUAAUAUAAAUGCCCAACCUAGUGUUCAUGUUAUUCAUCAGAGGCUCCAAGAACUUAAGAAGAAUGUUUUAAGUCACAUCGGUUCUUCUAGCUCUUCUUCGUGUGAAUCAAAAGCCGAGAUUCAGAUUAUUGAUGAUAAAACCCCUGCAGAAGACCCUCAACGAAGGGAGAAGGAUUUUGAAAUUUCAUCAGAUAAAAUGGCGGGAGCUUAUGAGGAUAAACCACAGAUUGAUUUGCAUGAGUUCCUUCAGCAGCUGGGAAUACUCAGAGAAGAAAAGCAGUCUGAAGGAGCUGAUGCUGCAGAAAUUUUAACAGCAACAGAUUCUUCAAUAAAAGAUUAUGAUGAAUUAGCUGCCUUUGAAGAGAAUAGCUUCAAUUGGGAUGCUAUGAUUGAGAUGCGUGGAGUUGCUGAUUACCAAGGAGCAGAAGCCAACUUCCAAGUUCAUGAUCCUCAAGAAGAGCUAACUUUUUCAACUUCUAUUUGGAACUUCUAAGAGUAGUAGUCAAUCUUGGAAGAAAAGAGAUAGCUUCAACUUUUCCUAUAGGGUGUCAAACUUUUUCAGUUCGCAUUUGAGCUAGGAUAUAGAUUUGAUGCUACUUCUAAACAUGUUCUGAAGUUAUAGAUUGUAAUGAUGUAGAAAAGUAGCAUUUCUAUCCAUUGCUGGCAGAAGAGAACAUACAAGAAAAUAGUUUGGACUUUGACAAUCAAGAGAGGCUAUAGUAGAUUUUAGUGGCAAAAGAAUUUUUGGGAGCCGAAGGGAGGUAAAAGUUAUUUCCAACCAACCAACCAAUGUGUGUGAUCGGAACAGAUUAAAUGUUAACUUGAGUCACUUUCACUUCAUUGGAGUAGUUUGCAUUUCUGCAAUUUUCCAUCUCAGUAGCUGAUUCCCAGAGAGACGACAAGAGAAUACCACCCUAGCGUAACAUGAUUAGUAGAAGAAAAUUAAGUUGAUCAAACAAUCGUGUUGGAGGGCUCAUUUACAGGAUCAAACCAAGUAAAAGAACUGAAAAUCGGUGGUUAAAAGCAAUACGAAUAAAUAAUCCAAGACACGAAGACAAUACCUGAAAACAAGUUAGUACUCAUCUAACAAAACAGCAGCUGAAAAAUCUGCCAAAUUAUUACACUCAAUAAUAAGUAAUGAAUAAAUAGCUCAGGAAUAUGCGAUGCAGGUAAAACACUGUUUUGAAAAUGUGAAGCUU